This is a messenger RNA of Alternaria arborescens, 1032 nucleotides long. RefSeq lists its product as hypothetical. Gene Ontology annotation, molecular function: protein binding. The transcript has a single exon. The record is from RefSeq and is a predicted model, not a curated record. Bases 1 to 1032 code for a protein of 343 amino acids. Lineage: Eukaryota; Fungi; Ascomycota; Dothideomycetes; Pleosporales; Pleosporaceae.
AUGUUCAAGACAUGGUCCGCUACCGUACUGCCGGCUUGUUUCGAGGCCAAGACUGCUUUGCAUGGUAAGGAGGCUGUUGCACAUGCGCUGCAUGGCAAUAUUAGCACGGCCUUCCGUUCAUUUCGCCGCCUCCAUCGCUCCCGUAUCAAGUCUCUUGGCACAUCGGAUAUCUGUACUUUGCACAGCCUGAACGGAAUAGGACUAAUGCAUCAUGCUGUGGGCAAUGUUUCCGAGGCGGCACAGUACCACCAAAGCUGCCUCCAGUCGAAAAGUAAGUUACUGGGGCCUGAAGACCCCGAUACGCUGGUUAGCGCGAACAACCUCGGAAUCGCCCUGCUGAGCCAGGGCAACAACGAUGCGGCAAAAAAACUCUUUGAUAAGUCCCUCAAAGGCUGGUCGCAAGCUUAUGGUGCUGACGACCUCUUCGUCAUCGCGGCAAGAAGCAAUCAGGGUAUUGCGCUCCAUUUCCAGGGCAAACUCGACGAGGCUGAGCACAGCCAUCGCUACGUGUACAAAAAGCGCCACCAUAUCUUAGGUCCACACCAUCACGAAACGGUCAAAAGCCAAGCGAAUCUUGCCAUCACGCUCAAUGAACAAGGGCAUCAUGCAGAAGCUGAAGGAUUAUAUCGUGAAGCUCUCACCAUCUUCCAGGCGAAGCUCGGGGAAAUGCAUCCAGACACACUGAAAACACAUACCAACCUAGCUACUGUCCUUCAUGACCAGGGCAAGUUCAGACAAGCGGAACUCGUGGUCGCUUCAGCUGUCCCCCUUAUGCAAAAGAAGCUUGGGGCGACGCACGUCGAAACCUUGGGGGCUCUGGAAUUCCGCGCCAUCCUUCUACAACACCUAGGGAAGUUCUUGAAGGCCCACGGUCUUGCCACAGAACUAUACGAGGUACGCGAAAAGAAGCUUGGAUACUAUCACGAUGACACGCAAAGGAGUCUACAGCAUUUGAGAGACUUGGCAGAGGAUGUGGAAGAGGCGCAUGUCAAGCGCAGGUUUCCUUCAGCCGUUCCGGUCGCUGUUUGCUAG